UGUACCGUGUGAACCAUAUAUUCACGCACGUGACUGACCCUCCCUAAAAAAAUUUUUGACAAAAUUAACCACUCCUUCCCUCUCUAUACACCCCCAUACCCUUUUCUCCGUCGUCAUGGCUAAAGCUACCAAAAUUGACAAAAAGACCGACAAGAAGAAGGAGUCUAAGAAGGUAGACAAGCCCGUAAAGGCUGUCACGAAUGGAACCAAGCCCACUUCACCUGUUAAGGCCGUUAAAGCUGUGGUCGAUGAGAAAAAGUCGAAAAAAUCGAAAAAGCCCGUGAAGAGGCCAAAGCUGAGUCGUCGUCGGAAUCUGAGGAUGAAAAGCCCAAGGGCAAGGGCAAGGCCAAGGCUGCCCAGGUCAGCUCGAAGAAAGCCCCCGCUAAGUCGGACUCCAGCGACAGCUCGGAGGACGAGAAACCCAAACCGAAAGCACCUACGCCCAAGAAAGCCGCUGCCAAAUCCGACUCUUCUGACUCUGAAUCAUCUGAUUCAGAGUCAGACGUCAAGCCCGCUGCUGCAACUAAAAAAGCUGAAUCAUUCAGAGGAAUCAUCAGAAAGCGAAAGCGACGAAGAAGAGAAACCAUCUGCACCUGCGCAAAAGAAGCCCAUACCUGCAACAAAGGACGCUUCGUCUUCAGACUCAUCAGACAGCGAAAGCGACAAAGAGGACGCAAAGAAACCCGCGGCCGCGCCCAAGAAGGCAGAAUCUUCGAAUGACGAGUCCUCGGAUUCUGAUUCUGACGAUGAAGGAGCGGGUAAGAAGACGAAGAAAGACGAGUCGUCCGACUCGGAUUCAGAUUCGGACUCGGAUGUUGAGAUGGGUGACGACUCUGCUAAACCAGCCGUGAAUGGCAAGCGCAAAGCCUCUGGCGACGACGCUACUCCCCCCAAAAAGAUAAAACUUGCCGAUGGAGCCGCUGCUCCCGCUACCACUGACGAAGAAGCCACAAAGUCCAUUUUCGUUGGCAAACUUUCUUGGGGUGUUGACGACGAGCGACUAGCAUCCGAGUUCGCUGAAUGUGGCGAGGUCGUUUCUGCACACGUCCAGCUUGACCGCAACACGGGCAAGUCUCGUGGAUUCGGAUACGUGCACUUCACCUCGUCAGACGCAGUGGAGAAAGCACUAGAGAUGUCUGGUCAUGAAAUUGAUGGACGCGCCAUAUUCGUCGACAAAUCGCAACCUCCCUCCGCAGACCGCACAGCUAGCCGGGCCAAGAAGUUUGGCGAUGAGACAAGCGAGCCGAGCAGCACGCUCUUCUUGGGCAACCUCAGCUUUGACGCGAAUGAAGAUAACGUGUGGGAGUUCUUCAAUGAGUACGGCGUGAAGAACGUCCGACUUCCAACUGACCGGGACACCGGGCGCAUGAAAGGGUUUGGAUACGUCGAGUUUGAGGAUAUUGAGGGUGCGAAGAAAGCAUUUGCUGCUGCACAAGGCCAGGAGAUUGCUGGCAGAGCUAUUCGAGUUGACUAUUCGCAACCGCGUGAUGCUUCUGGUGGUGGCGGACGUGGUGGAAGAGGCGGAGGCCGUGGUGGAUUUGGUGAUCGCGGUGGACGCGGCGGUGGCAGAGGAUUUGGAGACCGUGGCGGUCGUGGUGGUGGCAGAGGAUUUGGCGGUGACCGUGGUGGACGCGGUGGAAGAGGUGGACGAGGAGGAUUUAAUCCUCGGUCAGGCGGUAUCGUGCCUUUCGACAACAAAAGGAAGAUCACAUUCUAAAUCUGAUUUCCAUCUAUCUGGGUUACAUCCAUGCCGAUUUAUAUGUAUAUCUUUUACUACCCUCAUGCUGUUAAUGAUCAACGUCUAGGAUAUUUGCAUAGACUAAACAUGCUUAAAUUCAGUGAAUUUACUCAGUGCAGCAGCAGCAACAACAAAUAACUUAGAUGGUCCAUCAAUACAAACUACACGAUGCCUAUGUCGGUCUUGUCAAGAUCUCAGUGUCGGAGUCUUUGGGACUGGCAGAAGCCAGGAACAUCGCCU
Messenger RNA from Desarmillaria tabescens, 1978 nucleotides. RefSeq lists its product as uncharacterized. NCBI's taxonomy places the organism in Eukaryota, Fungi, Basidiomycota, Agaricomycetes, Agaricales, Physalacriaceae. Gene Ontology annotation, cellular component: nucleus. Gene Ontology annotation, molecular function: mRNA binding. The transcript has 6 exons. The coding region runs from base 116 to 1717 and encodes 533 amino acids. The record is from RefSeq and is a predicted model, not a curated record.